Volvox carteri f. nagariensis is the source of this 477-nucleotide messenger RNA. RefSeq lists its product as uncharacterized. The coding region runs from base 1 to 477 and encodes 158 amino acids. The record is from RefSeq and is a predicted model, not a curated record. The transcript has 2 exons. Gene Ontology annotation, cellular component: peroxisome; peroxisomal importomer complex; peroxisomal membrane. NCBI's taxonomy places the organism in Eukaryota, Viridiplantae, Chlorophyta, Chlorophyceae, Chlamydomonadales, Volvocaceae. Gene Ontology annotation, biological process: protein import into peroxisome matrix, docking.
AUGCAACAGUCCUUUAUGCACAUGGUCAACGGCGUCAUGCAUUUCUUCGGCCGGUUAUCUUUCCUGGUCGACGAGAACACCCACGCGGUGCACUUUUUCAUAUCGGCAUUGCUACAGCUAUUGGACCGUGCGGGUUCUUUGUACGCUGAGAUUGCGCGCUUCGUGCUGCGGCUGCUCUUCCGCAAGCGGGCCUCAAUGCUGGCGGCCAAGAAGGCAGCUGUAACCACUGGCUCUACGGGAGGAGGCCCGGCAGGAGCUGGGUCACAUCGCGUCCCGGUGCCUGGCGGUGGGGAGCCCUUCAGCGGCGCAGCUGCCGCGUAUGGUGCCCCUGUGCAGCAAGCGCCUGCGACAUUUGGUACUGUGGGUGCAUUCCUGGGUGGUUCCCAGGCUUUCGGGUUGGGGACCGGAGUCCCUAUGGGAGCUGCUGGAAUGCCUGGAGCGGGGGCCCCGCAAUGGGACUCGUUGUGGAGUCGGUAG